AUGGUCCGAAGAGCCCAUAGAAAGUCGCGCAACGGCUGCCUCGAAUGCAAGCGGCGUCAUGUCAAAUGCGACGAGAAACGGCCUGUCUGCUCCAACUGCAUCAGCUCGGAGCGGGAUUGCGAAUAUGGGACUCGGUUGUUGACUGCGACUCCAGUGCGCCCAUUGACAGUCUCGCCGGUGCCUGAUACGCCUCGCAGUUCGGCUUCUGCAGGAAGUCCCUCGUUAUGCGAUGACCAGCCCGUGAACAUGCUGCAUGUUGAGCUCUUCCACAAUCUCUACACGAAGACGCACCACUCCUUCGACCCAACGGGGUCACUACCAUGGCUUCCUGAACUCCUCUCCCAGUCCAUCACAACUCCCUAUCUGGUCAACGAGCUGCUGGCCUUCAGCGCCCUCCAUCUGAGCACGCAGCGUCCAGACCGCCGAACCUUCUACCACUUUCACGCCGCGCAACUGCAAACCCACGCCCUGGCCAUCUUCAACGAGACAAACCCCGAAGUUACCCAGGAGACAUGCCUACCGCUCUUCCUCUUCUCAUCUGUCCUUGGCAUCCACAUGCUCUGCGAUACCCUCAUCUACCGCGAAAACAACCUCGACACCUUCAUCCCCCGAUUCGCGCACUACCUGCGUCUCCACCACGGCUCGCGCACAAUCAUCGGCCAGGCGUGGAAACUGCUAAAAGACUCGAUCCUCAAACCGGUGUUCGACACUGGCAUGUCGCUCUACAGAUCCGGCCCGUUGGGGGCUGGAUACAGAAAGCUCCUGGACUUGGUAGUCGCAGCAAACCUAGGGAGCGAACCCACAGCAAUCUACCGCCAGGCCAUCGAAUCACUGCAGGCGUGUACGAACGUGGUGGACAUUGCUGACCGCGAGACGCACGUUCACCAUGUGGCGAUAAAUGGGGUCAUUGCCUGGCCGGUGCUGAUCAAGCUCGAGUUCAGCGAGCUUCUGGAGCAGAGCAGGCCGGAGGCGCUGGUGAUCCUGGCGCAUUAUGCGGUGCUGCUGCAUCGGUUUAGGGAGACCUGGCUGUUUGCAGACUCGGGCAGGUUCUUGAUUCAGGAGAUUGGGAGAUGUCUGGGGGAGGAGUGGGAGGAGUGGUUGGCCUGGCCGAAUGCUCAAUGCCAUGAUACGUAG
Molecule: messenger RNA, 1134 nt
Organism: Aspergillus puulaauensis
Lineage: Eukaryota; Fungi; Ascomycota; Eurotiomycetes; Eurotiales; Aspergillaceae
Exons: 2
Coding region: 1-1134 (377 amino acids)
Biological process (GO): regulation of transcription by RNA polymerase II
Molecular function (GO): zinc ion binding; DNA-binding transcription activator activity, RNA polymerase II-specific
Source: RefSeq, a predicted model, not a curated record